Seriola aureovittata is the source of this 2546-nucleotide messenger RNA. RefSeq names its product protein arginine methyltransferase 5 (gene prmt5). Gene Ontology annotation, cellular component: cytosol; nucleus. The record is from RefSeq and is a predicted model, not a curated record. Lineage: Eukaryota; Metazoa; Chordata; Actinopteri; Carangiformes; Carangidae. Gene Ontology annotation, biological process: regulation of DNA-templated transcription; peptidyl-arginine N-methylation.
UGGUCCCAGUCAAUCAUUCAGUCGGCAAAAAUCAUGGCGUCUGCCAGUACGGGGAGCAGGGUGUCCUGCGGGAGAGAUUUGAAUUGUGUGCCGGAGGUUGCCGACACGUUAGCCGCGGUCGCCAAACUUGGGUUUGACUUCCUGUGCAUGCCCCUGUUCCACCCGAGGUUCAAGAGAGAGUUUGAGUUGGAUCCCGCUAAAUCCCGACUUGGUGCCCAGACCCGGUCAGAUCUGCUGCUGUGUGGAAGAGAUUGGAAUACUCUUAUUGUUGGGAAGCUCUCUCCAUGGAUCGAAGCGGAUUCAGAAAUCGAGACAGAGCGCAGGAACUCGGAGGCCGCUCUGGCGCAGGAGCUUAACUUCUCGGCUUACCUGGGUCUGCCUGUCUUCAUGAUUCCUCUGAGGGGCCCUCAUAAUGCCAAUUUAGCCCGCCUGCUACUGAACCACAUCCACACCGGACACCACACCUCAAAUUUCUGGAUACGUGUCCCGCUAAUGGCGUCAGAGGACAUGCGGGAAGAUCUCAUUGAGAAUGAAGCGACCUCUUGCAUCGAUGACACUAGUGUUGAUGAGAAGACCUGGAGCUGGUGGCACUCAUUUAGAACCCUUUGUGAUUACAACAAGAGGAUCUGUCUCGCUAUUGAAGUCGGAGCAGACAUGCCGUCAGAUGCUGUGAUAGAUAAGUGGCUCGGGGAACCUAUCAAAGCAGCCAUACUUCCCACCAGCAUCUUCCUAACUAAUAAGAAGGGCUUCCCUGUUUUGUCAAAAGCCCAUCAGCGAAUAAUCUUCCGUCUUUUCAAGUUGGAGGCCCAGUUCAUCUUCAUGGGCACCAGUCGCCACACUGACAAGGACUUCAGAUCCUACCUGCAGUACCUGGAAUACCUCAACCAGAACCGGCCCGCACCCAAUGCGUAUGAGCUCUUUGCAAAGGGUUACGAAGACUACCUGCAGUCUCCCCUCCAGCCCCUCAUGGACAACCUGGAGUCUCAGACAUAUGAAGUGUUUGAGAAGGAUCCUAUUAAAUACUCACAGUACCAACAAGCUGUAUAUAAAUGUCUACUUGACAGAGUUCCUGAGGAGCAGAAAGACACAAAUGUCCAAGUGUUGAUGGUGUUGGGAGCAGGUAGGGGUCUGGUCAAUGCGUCCCUGCGUGCUGCCAGACAGGCAGACAGGAAGCUGAGGGUGUAUGCUGUAGAGAAAAAUCCCAAUGCUGUAAUCACGCUAGAGAAUUGGCGCUUUGAGGAGUGGGGUGAUCAGGUGACUGUGGUGUCAUGUGACAUGCGGGAUUGGGCAGCACCAGAGAAAGCUGACAUCAUUGUCAGCGAGCUGCUUGGAUCGUUUGGUGACAAUGAACUCUCCCCUGAAUGCUUAGAUGGAGCGCAGCACUUCCUCAAAGAUGACGGAGUCAGCAUCCCCUGUUCCUACACGUCCUUCCUGGCUCCUCUGUCCUCCUCCAAGCUUUACAACGAAGUACGCAGCUGCCGGGAGCGUGACAAGGACCCAGAGUGCCAUUUUGAGACGCCCUACGUAGUGCGUCUCCAUAACUUCCACCAGUUGGCUGAACCCAAACCAUGCUUCACCUUCACACACCCCACAACAGAUAUGAACAAUAACCGGUAUCAGUGCCUCAGAUUCUCAGUUGGUUGUAACUCGGUGCUGCAUGGCUUUGCUGGCUACUUUGAAACCACACUGUACAAAGACGUCACACUCAGUAUAAAACCAGACACACAUUCACCUGGAAUGUUCUCCUGGUUCCCCAUCCUUUUCCCCCUCAAACAACCCAUCUCCAUAACCCGGGACGAUGAUGUUACAGUGAGGUUCUGGCGCUGCAACAAUGGGAAGAAGGUGUGGUAUGAAUGGGCCGUGACCGAGCCCUCCUGCUCCGCCAUCCACAACCCAGCAGGACGCUCCUACACCAUCGGCCUGUGAAGAUGACACAUCAGCACACCCGUCAACAGGCAUACACACACACCUUCCAGUGAGACUCAGUGGCAGUUGAAGUGGGGCGGCCUGGUUUGUUUUUUAUAUACACAGUUAAAACCUGGACUUGAGGUGUGAGCCCUUAGUCAGUCCGGUCUGGGUUUUAAACCUCCAAUGGUAGCACUUUUCAGCCGGCAAUGAAAUUUAAAAGAUUCGGUAAACCAGAUUUUUCAGUCUUAUGUUCUCAGAAUUUGCUGUAGAAGUCUGUUUCAUCAGGCAUGGAUCAUCAUCUCUACACAAAGUGUGUUGUUGCUGUGAGAACGGCUCAUUCAGAUUAGGUCAAACAUCUUGCCACCGGUUUGUCAUGUUUUACGGUUUCUUUCCCCACCCCUCUGAACAGGCAUUGCAGACAUACACACUCAAUCCACCCAGACCUUUGCCUUAUCAAAUACACAUUCCAUACCAAUUCUUACAUAAUGACAAAAGACCCCUUCCCUCAGCACCGAGGGCGAGAAGAGGGUUAUGUAUUCAGGUCACAUACCAUGUUGUUUUGGGGGUGUCUCUUCAUACCUUUGUUAUUUUGUUUCUGUAUGUUUGAACCAUGUUAAUAAAGACAACACUGUAAUGUU